UCUUUGCCGCACGGCGAGACCCUGCCCGGAGCCGCCAUGGGCCGCCGCCCCGCGCGCUGCUACCGGUACUGCAAGAACAAGCCCUACCCCAAGUCCCGCUUCUGCAGGGGCGUCCCAGAUGCCAAGAUCCGCAUCUUUGACCUGGGCCGGAAGAAGGCCAAGGUGGACGAGUUCCCCCUCUGCGGCCACAUGGUGUCGGAUGAAUAUGAGCAGCUCUCCUCUGAAGCGCUGGAGGCCGCCCGGAUCUGUGCCAACAAGUACAUGGUGAAGAGCUGUGGGAAGGACGGGUUCCACAUCCGCGUACGCUUGCACCCCUUCCAUGUCAUCCGCAUCAACAAGAUGUUGUCCUGCGCUGGUGCCGACAGGCUGCAGACGGGGAUGCGUGGUGCCUUCGGCAAGCCCCAGGGCACUGUGGCUCGGGUGCACAUCGGCCAGGUCAUCAUGUCCAUCCGCACCAAGGCCCAGAACAAGGAGCACGUGGUGGAGGCCCUGCGCAGGGCCAAGUUCAAAUUCCCCGGGCGCCAGAAGAUCCACAUCUCCAAGAAAUGGGGCUUUACCAAGUUCAACGCGGAUGAGUUCGAGGACAUGGUGGCCGAGAAGCGGCUGCUGCCAGACGGUUGUGGUGUGAAGUACAUCCCCAGCCGGGGGCCCCUGGACAAGUGGCGGGCCCUGCAUGCUGCCUGAGCCCCUGGCUGCCCCCCAUCCUGGGGUCCCCCCAGCAGGAAUAAAAACAUUGGCCUCUAA
Messenger RNA from Caretta caretta (loggerhead turtle), 744 nucleotides. It is a transcript of the gene RPL10, whose product is annotated as ribosomal protein L10. The record is from RefSeq and is a predicted model, not a curated record. Gene Ontology annotation, cellular component: ribosome. Gene Ontology annotation, biological process: translation. Lineage: Eukaryota; Metazoa; Chordata; Testudines; Cheloniidae. Gene Ontology annotation, molecular function: structural constituent of ribosome.